AUGAAAAAUGAAAAUGAAGAUGCAAAGAUGCAAAUAAACGUAAAACUAAAGCCAAACAUGAAAAAUUGUGAAUCCAAUUUAAAUGCAAAAAGAGGUAAAGCCAACAAACGCAAAGAGAGGAAAGCUAACGAAUACAAAGAGAAGAAAGCCAGUGAAAGCAAAGAGAGGAAAGCCAGUGAAAGCAAGGAGAGGAACUAG
This is a messenger RNA of Dentiscutata heterogama, 198 nucleotides long. The record is from the annotation of a GenBank genome assembly. NCBI's taxonomy places the organism in Eukaryota, Fungi, Glomeromycota, Glomeromycetes, Diversisporales, Gigasporaceae.